Molecule: messenger RNA, 1206 nt
Organism: Suillus subaureus
Lineage: Eukaryota; Fungi; Basidiomycota; Agaricomycetes; Boletales; Suillaceae
Product: 26S proteasome regulatory complex, ATPase RPT6
Exons: 6
Coding region: 1-1206 (401 amino acids)
Biological process (GO): proteasome-mediated ubiquitin-dependent protein catabolic process
Cellular component (GO): proteasome regulatory particle, base subcomplex
Molecular function (GO): proteasome-activating activity; ATP binding; ATP hydrolysis activity
Source: RefSeq, a predicted model, not a curated record
AUGCCUACCGCCGGUCAGAAAGCUAAGACCCCUGGAGGCAUCCAAUCGUAUUACCAAGCCAAGAUUGAGGCUGCUGAACUUUUGAUUAAUCAAAAAACACAGAACCUGCGUCGAUUGGAGGCUCAACGGAAUGCACUGAAUGCUCGAGUGCGCCUGCUACGUGAGGAGCUUCAGCUCUUACACGAACCUGGAAGUUACGUUGGAGAGAUUGUGAAGGUUAUGGGAAAGAAGAAAGUCCUCGUCAAGGUGCAACCUGAAGGCAAAUACAUUGUUGACUUCGACCCGUCAAUCGAGCUGUCUCAGCUUUCCGCUUCAUUGCGUGUGGCUCUCCGUUCUGACUCUUAUACCAUCCACAAGAUACUGCCGAACAAAGUCGACCCACUUGUCUCCCUCAUGAUGGUGGAGAAAGUCCCUGAUAGCACGUACGAAAUGGUGGGAGGUCUGGAUAAGCAAAUCAAGGAAAUCAAAGAAGUUAUCGAGUUGCCCGUCAAACACCCAGAGCUCUUCGAGUCUCUUGGUAUUGCACAGCCCAAGGGUGUUCUUCUCUAUGGCCCUCCUGGGACGGGAAAGACCCUUCUCGCUCGUGCUGUUGCACACCACACCGACUGCAAAUUCAUCCGUGUUUCGGGCUCUGAGCUUGUUCAGAAAUACAUAGGUGAAGGAAGCAGAAUGGUCCGGGAGCUAUUCGUCAUGGCCAGGGAACAUGCACCUAGUAUCAUAUUUAUGGACGAGAUCGAUUCUAUCGGCAGUUCGCGAGGAGACAGUGGUUCGGGAGGUGGCGAUUCGGAAGUACAACGCACGAUGCUGGAACUUCUCAAUCAGCUGGAUGGUUUCGAGGCCACAAAGAACAUCAAGGUUAUCAUGGCUACGAACCGUAUAGAUAUAUUGGAUUCUGCACUUCUUCGUCCGGGACGUAUUGACCGAAAGAUCGAAUUCCCUCCCCCUGGCCCAGAAGCUCGCGUCAGCAUUCUCAAAAUCCACUCUCGCAAGAUGUCUCUGCAACGCGGUAUCGACCUCAAAGCACUUGCCGAGAAAAUGGGUCAGUGCUCAGGUGCCGAAGUGCGCGGAAUAUGUACUGAAGCAGGUAUGUAUGCGCUGCGGGAGCGGCGGCAGCAUGUUACGCAGGAAGACUUUGAGUUCGCUAUUGCGAAGGUGCUCAAAAAGAACCAGGAGGGUAAUACGUCGGUCAACAAGUUGUUCUCAUGA